UCUUUUUUUUUCUUCUAAAAUUCAGGUGAUUACGGAGCAACAUGGGCAAGAAAACCAAGAAAGAGACAGAGGCACCGCCGAAGGAUGUGUUUGAUACAUUAGCGGUUGAGAGCAAAAAGGCAGCUACUGUGGUUCUCAUGCUAGAGAGUCCUGAGGAAGAGAUACUUAUCAAGGGAUGUGAAGCUCUCUACAAAUUUGCUGAAAAAUGUGAUGAAAACCGAGGAAUGCUUCUGGAGCAUGGUGCUGGUGAACACCUACUAAAACUGAUCGCAUCAGAGGAGAAGACUGUCCGUAGAAAUGCCAUCAUGACCCUCGGCGUCAUGUCAGCUCACAAUGAAGUCAGGAGACUCCUAAGGAAAAGUGACUGCAUCCCAAAUCUUAUCAAGUUAUUAGCUCCAGAAGGUAAUAUUGAAUAUUGAAAAAAAAAUGUAGAUUAGAAUACAAAAACUCAUUAUAAGUGUAUGUCCAUCAAUAUGUAUGAAAGAGAUUACUAUUUUUAUUUGUGUUACAAAAAUAAAACUCUUGUGAGAUUUGAUACUUACCUUUCUGUUUUCCAAUGUUGAAUAAGUUUUAAAUCCGGUGUGUUUCGCAUGAAAUACUACCACCUAUUUGGCAGCCUUGCUUUAUAAGGUCAUCUUCAAGAUUAAAUGGUAGACCAUCCUUUGGAUGCUGCAUUUUGAAAUUGACUUGGAGUUGCAGUGGAAAAGUUACCAUAGGAACAUGUAUAGACCAGUGCUUCUUAGCCAUUAAAAACAAGGGAGAAGUCAGCUGAAACAGAGUUUCCAGACCUGAGAGUUUGUCAAAAUACAAAUGACCAUAAAACACCCACUUAAAGGUAAAUUGUGACAUUGGUUUAUUUCAAAACUUUCUUUUAGAUUUCACUCUUCGCUUUUCAAAAUACUCAUAAACAAGUUCUGAGUCCAUAAAAUGUAUUGCAUUGGCCAAAAGAACUGUUUUUAUUCUCAAAAAAAUAUAUAAAGAAGAGAAAUUUUGCCAAGUGAGCUUUCUUUUGAUGCAGAUUUUGAAAUUGAUAUAAAAAUGAAGAGCGCCACCUUGAGACCAAAUGACAUCAAUACCUGCUCAUGAAUAUUCAUAUCCAUCGCCUCUGCGCUUGUCUCACGUGCCGAUCUGUAUACCGGCUAUACAGUACAGUAUCGGAUUGAACGGCGGAGUCUGUUUGCGACUUUUUCAUUCAUAUCCUGUAGGAGCGUGUGCAUUCGCGCAGUCCCUCGACGGCAAAUUAAAUAACUUGGAAACAACCAAGGAACUUUUUUAAAUGACCAUCAUAAUAAUUGUGAUGUUAUGCACGUUGUUUUUCAAAUCGCGGAGAAUAGGUCCUACGUACAUCUUGAUAUCUGGGCAGAGUACCAGGUACCGAGAGACGGCUUCCUUCCCUUUCCUUGCUUUUCAUCUUUGCUUCGUUUCUCUAGCUGUAUUUUUUUUUCUUUACUUGUCCAGGGUAUGAAGGGAGGGAGAAUUAUGGUUGCUUGUGAAAGGGCUAUUCUUAUUUUUUUUCCCGUUUUUUAUUUCUAUUUUAUAAUUAUAUUUACAUACGCAUUUUUGUUUCGAUUCCGAUUCACUGAAUCGUUAUCAAUUUCUUCAGGUUCUGUAUUUUGAUUUGUUCAUUAUUAUAACGUGUUGUAACAUUUUUUUUAAAGGAAAAGGAAAUCAUUUUGUAUUGAACUAGCUUUGCCGCCAUUCUUCAUUAUUUUGCUUUGUGCGUUAUAUAGGCCUAUAAGAUGCUCUUUCUCUUCCAGUGAUUAUUUGUCAAUAUACUGCCUCAAUGUAUUUAUCACAAAAAAAAUGACAAAUACCGCGUGGCCUAUGCCUUUUUUUUUUAAACAAUAUAUUCUGGGGCGGAUCCAGCUUUCACUAAUAACGGGGCCGGGGUGAACAAUAUUUUCAUCCACAUUUUUCCCGAUCGAUCGGCAGCUCAAAGCUAGUUUUUGUUGGAAUCUAUAGUCGUAACAGUACUAAACCCUAUAAAAAAUGCGAGCGUGAGGUAUUAUUUUCGGACUGUGUAUUGUGUCCUGAAAAUUGAUCUGAGCAAUAUGAUCAUUAAACAAUUAAGAUGCACACUGACGGAUAAGGUGCUCAAAAAUUUGAAUAAGUAAAGGCCUAUUUAGUUCCCUUGUUCGUUUUACUAUAAGCCCUUCAACAAUGUUUCCGUGUUUUGUAUUACAUUGAUCAGUUAAUAUUUCUUUCUGUCUCAUACUAUUUCGAUAUGAAUUAUACCUUGUCAUUGUACUUGUUACUAUGAUUUUAUAUACUAAUAACUCUGAACUUGUGAACCUGUUUAACCAUGACUGAAUGAAUAAAUCAAUAAAUGAAUUGGUAUAGAUGAAUAUAUGUUCCAUCGAACAGGCAAUGCGAACACAAAGCGCGGGCUAAAUUGUUUUUAUACUUGUGUAGUGACAUGAUUGGCUCCCACCCCUCCCCAAGUCUGAAUUCCCCUCACCUUUUUUUAUUCAUUCUUCCUCUUAUAUUCCCCCCCUCUGCUUUCGUUCAUAUUACUUUGCGCCGCCAAUAUCGGGGGGGGGGGGGGGGGCGUAACGUCGGCCUCCUGGAUCCGCCUAUGAUACCGGUGCGUAGGUCUGUAUGUUUCUGUUUCUGUUUCUGUUUGUGGUAACUCCCGUAUAGGAACUCGGCAGGACAGCAUUUUGCUGGUAAACGCCAAGCUGGUAUAUAACCAAUUACCUAUGAAACGUUUUACGUCUAGGUUAAUCAGUCAUAGUGGCUGACGUUAUAGACGACAGAUAUCACUCUCGGGCCUUUUUAUCAAACGUGGAGACAAUGGCAGAGUUGGGAUUCGAACUCACAACCUUGCGAUUAUGAGUCCAAUGCUCUAACCACUGGACCACACGACCCGUUAUAACCAUGUUAUAACCAUGUAACAUCGAUCCCCCUCCAAGUUUCUCUUUGCAUUUUUCUUUUCAACUUGUUAUGGUAGUAUACUGAACAAGAACAAGUAUGACGUCUCCUAGGUGCCUCUCCCUCCACCCACUCCUCCUCGGUCCGCUGCAUGUGCUCGGAUAAUAAAAUUACGUACUUAUCAUGGUGAUAUAUAUAUAAUAAAAAACAAAUUUUAUUGCAAAAACUGCAUUACUCGUGAAUUUGUGUUUCGCAUUUCUGAUGUCUUAUUAAAUAUAUAUAUAUAUAUUCGAGGACAUACAGCUAGGCGGAACUAUUUGGGGGAAGGGGUCUUCCAUCUCUGUGUGAUUCCGAAGUUCCGAUGAUGGUUCAGAGAAUGUACUUCAUGCAAAAUCACGUUUUGGCAUGACCUCUCAGCGCUGGGCAUAUCGACGGACAAAAAAAUGCAAAAAUGUGAUGGAUCGAAAUGGUAAAAAAUAUAUAUUUUAAAGAAAACCAUCGUUAUAAAAUGCAGUCAUACCAACAUAUUUUUGUUAAUACCAGUUUGAACUUAGAUAAAAAUUAUAACCCGAGGCUAUAUUAGCAGCAGGGGCGGCGGAACCGGGGGGCGGCAGGGGCACUUAACCCCCUACAUAAAAAAAUCCCAGUAGGAAAAAAUGCCUUUUUUAAAUGGAGAGUGCACUUAUUUCAAAAUGAUGUACAUGAAUGUCCCUUUUCAAAAUAAAAUACCCUUUUUGAAGUCAAACGAUACAUUUUAGGUUGGAAAUCACAAAAUUUUUGGCUCGCGCUUCGCGCCCACAUCAUUUAUUUUUUAGGAAGGCACUCACUUUGUUUUGGUUACAACUUGUGCUUAUAAUGUUCAAUUUUCAGGUUUAAAUGUCACAAAUCUUCAGCUCGCGCUUUCCGCUUGCAUCAAAGGUACACAUUAUGUUCUUGGUUUCAAACUGCUUAGAAUAUCCAGUUUUCAGGUUGAAAUAUUACAAAUUUUCGGCUCGCCGCGCUUCGCAUCAAUUAUUAUUUAUUAAGACACACAAUUAAGUUCUUGGGUUAAAAAAGUGCUUAGAAUGUCCAGUUUUCUGGUUGGAAUAUCGCGCUCGCGUCCAUUCUUCAAUUAGAUGCACAUCUUUUUCAUAACAAAAUUGCUCGGAAUGUUUGAUUUUCAUGUCUUAUUAGUCAUGUUAGUACAAGCAAUGUCUAGAAUUUAUAGCUCGCGAUUUGCGCUCUUAACACCUCGCAAGAAUGCUCUUUUAACAAUAAUUUGCGCGAUUUGACCAAAAAGCGGCGAGUUUCACAACUUCAGAUUUGAAAAUGUUCAAACUGUUUGCUUGCUACGCUCGCUCCCGGAAAAAUAAAGCCUAAAUAGAUAUUUUAUCAAUCAGAAAAGACUUUAAAAAGGUUUUGCUCAAUUUAAUUACUACAAAACGCACAACUACUUAACACAGAUGAUAAUCUCAUGGUGAAAAUAUAAGUUUGCAUAAAAAAUGCAAUUUUUUGCAUAUAAGUGCCUUUUUUCGCUUUGUCCCCCCCCC
This is a messenger RNA of Lytechinus pictus (painted urchin), 4400 nucleotides long. RefSeq names its product armadillo repeat-containing protein 3-like. The transcript has 4 exons. The record is from RefSeq and is a predicted model, not a curated record. The coding region runs from base 42 to 419 and encodes 125 amino acids. NCBI's taxonomy places the organism in Eukaryota, Metazoa, Echinodermata, Echinoidea, Temnopleuroida, Toxopneustidae.